Molecule: messenger RNA, 1482 nt
Organism: Plasmodium gallinaceum
Lineage: Eukaryota; Apicomplexa; Aconoidasida; Haemosporida; Plasmodiidae
Product: protein kinase, putative
Exons: 1
Coding region: 1-1482 (493 amino acids)
Biological process (GO): protein phosphorylation
Molecular function (GO): protein kinase activity; ATP binding
Source: RefSeq, a predicted model, not a curated record
AUGAGCAAAUGGGGUCUUUUAAGAAGUAAAAUAAUAUGGCCAAAAGAAUUUGUUUAUGUGAUUGAAAAUGAAGGUUAUGAAAAUAAAUUUGGUUAUAGUUAUAUUGUAAAAUACAAUGGAAAUAUAGUUCAGAAAAAUUUAAAAAAAAAUUUAAAUCAAAUAAAAAAAUUAUUAAAUAUUACUAAUGAUAUAAGUCAAGAUAUAGAAAAAGAAAAUGAUCAGUAUGAUUCUGAUGAUUUGGAAUACAAUAAAGAUGCAGCUUUAAGUGAAAUAGAAAAAGCAAAUCAAAUAACAUUAAGAUUAAAUGAUAAGAAAGAAUAUAUUGAAGAUCAACUUUCAAAAGUAAAGACAAUUAAUGAAAAAUUUGAUAUAAUAAUAAAAAAUGAACCAAUAUAUAUGUUUCGUCUGGAUUGUCCUUUUCUUAAUGUUGAAAAUAGUAGUUUAACCGAAUAUUUAAAAAAAGAAUACAUUAGAGAAAAUUUAACAAAAAAAAAAAAAAAAAAAAGUAUGCAUGAUAAGAAAAAUGAAGAAAGAGAGUACAAAACAUAUUUAUACAAUAUAAAAAUAAUAGAAAGUGAGGAAACUAUAAUUGAAAAUAGAGAAUUUAUAUAUUGCGAAUCGAAUACUGAAAGUUUAAAAAUAAAUACCAUUAUUAAUGAAGGAAGGAACAUUCAAAAUAUAUUAUAUGAAUAUAAAGAGUCUUGUAAAAAUACCUGUGAUAAUGAAGAAGAUAAAAGAGAAAAUAAAAACGAAGAAGAAAUUUGUUAUGAGAAAUUAAGUAUUUUACCUUAUAGUGAUAUUAUUUUAUUAAAAAAGAAACAUUAUAAUAAAGAAAUUAAUAUAGCUGGAUUUUUAACUCCUUUUAUUUUAAAUGGUAACAUUAAGAAAAUCAUUGAAAAUAUUAAUCAGUAUUUAAUAUAUGCAUUUGAUAGCAAUAUAAUUUAUAAAAAUUUGUCUAAUAUUGUAAGAUUAAUGGCCUAUCUAGAAAGUAACAAUAUAAUACAUGGAAAUAUAAAACCUACUAAUUUGUUCAUUAGUAAUGACGGUUAUAAUAUAUUAAUAGGAACUUUUGUUCCCAAAAUAAAAUUAUUAAACUUUUAUUUUUAUGUUAUACAAAAAAAAAAAAAAAUACCAAAAUAUAUAUCACCAGAACUCCUUUUUUACUUAAAUAAAAAAAUUAAGAUUGUAAAAACAAACAAAAAGAAAAUCAAGCAUAUAGAAAAAUAUUUUAUAAAAAACGACAUUUUUUGUUUAGGGUUAUGCUUUUAUUAUAUUUUAACAAUGAAAGAAGAUAUAAUCAAUUACAUUGAUGCUGAGAAAAUGUUUCAACUUAAAGUAGAAAGCCUUCAAAAUUAUAUAACAAAACCUGAAUUAUUUUUUCUUCUAAAAAAUAUGUUAAUUUAUAAUCAUGAAUAUAGGCCUUCAUGGUCUACUUUAUUAAAUUUUAUUGAUACAAAAAAAAAUGAAGAUGAAAUUAAAUAA